This is a messenger RNA of Ectocarpus siliculosus, 4038 nucleotides long. Lineage: Eukaryota; Phaeophyceae; Ectocarpales; Ectocarpaceae. The record is from the annotation of a GenBank genome assembly.
AUGGCGGAAGCCUUGCAAAGAGGAGGCAUCUUGGGCUGGGGCUCCUACUUGACGUUCGCCUGGGCCGGGCCUUUCCUCAAGCUCGGCUCCACUGUCACUCUCAAGGAAGAGCACCUUGAGGGAAUCUACCACAAGCACGAGAGCCGGCGCCUCUAUGACAAGCUUCGACGGAACUGGGAAUUGGAGAGGUCCAGGAUGGGGGGAGACAGCGAGCACAGCCGCGGCAGGCGCAAGGGCACCACUCUCCUCAGGGCUCUGGUUGCCACGUUCAAGCGGGGACUGGCGCUAACAGCGUUGCUCAUGAUCGGGGAUAGCGCCAUCCAUAUCCUUCAGGCGUUAUCGCUGGGGUGGCUGAUCGGAUACUUCGACGACGACAGAUCGGAGAGUUGGGAGGGCUGGACCUACGCCUCCGCCGUCGUGCUGGGCGGGGUGUUGUUCAGCUUUUUUCAUCACCAUUUCUUUUUCGUGGGGUGGACGCUGGGCAUGCAGCUGAGGAUCAGCACCACCACCGUCCUCUACGACAAGAUUCUACGACUUCGCCUCAGCUCGCUGGGACAGAUUUCCACCGGACACCUGGUGAACCUGACGACGAGCGACGUGGAGAGGUUUCAGUACGGAGGUCUGUUCGUCAACUACCUCUGGGAGGCUCCCCUGGAGAGCCUGGUCAUCUUGUACUUCGGCUUGGACCUGGUCGGGGUGUCCUUUCUGGCGGGAUUCGCGGCCCUCGCGCUCAUAGUCCCCAUGCAGGCGGCGUUUUCCCGCAGGUUCUCGCAGGUGCGGCAGCGCGUGACAGUCCUGACCGACGAGAGGGUGAAGCUGACCAAUCAGGCCGUCACGGGCGCGAGGCUGAUGAAGAUCAACGCCUGGGAGCCCGCCUUGGAGAAGGAGAUUCGCAGGGUGCGCGCGGAGGAGAUUCGCGUAUUGCUCAAGGCAACCCUGCUUCGCGCGAUCAACGAGGCCAUGUUCUUCGUACAGCCCGCCGUCUUGUCAUGCCUCGUGUUCGCCACAUACCACCUGCUCGGAAACGUCCUCACGGCACGGCAGGUGUUCACCACGCUGGCGCUCCUCAACAUCACCCAGUUCACAAUGGGAAAAUUCCUCUACCUUGCCGUGCAGACCACCAGCGAGAGCUGGGUCUCCAUCAAGCGGAUGGAGACCAUCCUGCUCAUGGAGGAGAACGAAACUCUAACUGCACCGCUGCGAGAGUUCGACCUCGCCAUCAAGCCGGACAAGGGGAUGCCGCCAAACCCCCCCGCUUCCGCCGCCGCCGCGGCGUCGACACCAACAGGGUCAGGGUCUACCCCUUCCCCCCCUCCCUUGAUGGCCUCCCGCGGCGGGGCCCCUACCGUGGCCGAGGCAGAGAUGAGCGCGGCGGGAGCGGGUUCCGCACCAGGAGCAGCGGCAGCAGACGCCGUCGCACGGGGCGAGGCGGGAGGGGAAUCCUCGAUGCCUGGGUGCGUUCGGGGUGUUCACGAACAGGAGAGCGGUAGCGGCGGUGACGGGGGUGGUGGUACCGGCACGGGGGACGCGAGGCCGGGCCUGGUUUCGUUGAAGGGGGCGAGCUUCCGAUGGGCUAGCGGGGGGGAAGAGGAUCAGCACGCCAAAAUCUUCCGCGGGUUGAUGGAGGGCGACGAGAAGAAGCGAAAGGCGGCUAAGGAUAACGGGAUCGGCGAUGGAGCUGAGGCUGCGCAGGUAGAAGAGGACAACGAAGCUGAAGACAACGCCGGAGGAUUGACCCUUGACGCCAUCGACCUGCGGAUCGAGCCGGGGCAGCUGGUGGGAGUGGUCGGGCCAGUCGGGUCCUCCAAGAGCUCGCUGCUCAUGGCCGUGCUCAGGGAGAUCGCGCCGGAGAGUGCGGCUGGAGUGGGAGGGGCUUCGGCAGCCGAGGGAGGUGCCAGCCAUGGCCACGGCGAGCGAACUAGUGAGCUGGGUGUGUCUGUUUUGGGAAGCCUAGCUUACGCCUCACAAGAACCUUGGAUUCAGUCGGGGACGCUACGGGAGAACAUCUUGUUCGGGAGAGCCAUGGACCAAAAGAGGUACGACGCGGUGAUACGAGACUGUGCCUUGGAAAGGGACCUCUCCCUCCUACCAUCGGGCGACCAGACCGGUAUCGGAGACAGGGGCGUCAAUCUGUCCGGGGGCCAGAAGGCGAGAGUGGGGCUGGCCCGCAUGGCCUACGCGCAUGCGGACACUUACCUUAUGGACGACCCCCUGUCGGCGGUGGACCCGGCCGUCGGGCGCGAGCUCUUCUCCAAGGUGGUGUGCGGCAGGCUCAAGGGGAGCACAAGGGUCCUCGUGACGCACCAGGUGCACUACUUGAGUGACCCCGAGGUGGACCAGAUCAUCGUCAUGCACCACGGAAAGAUCAUCGGAAAAGGGAGCUACCAAGAGCUCGAAGCCAGCGGAAGCUUCGCCGCGCUCGAGCGUCCGGCCCCGCCCACGAAAGCCACCGGGGGAGAGGCCGAGGUCGACCACGGUUGUAGUGCCGUUAGCAUCACCGCUGCAGGAGGAGUUUCCCGGCCCUCCCGCGCCCGCAGCACUAGCAGUGCCGGCAGCGCCUACCACAAGAGGCCGCCGCAGGCGGCGGUGGCGGCGGCGGCGGCCCAAUCCUCCUCCUCCUCGUCUCGCUCUGCCUCCAGCGCUGCGCUUGACGGCAGGGGCGGCGCGCCAUCUGAGGGGUGCGCCCCGGCGGCUGACGGAUCUUCAACGUCUUUGGAAAUGACGGCUAUAAACGUCGAGGGCGGCGACAACACCUCGGUUGAACUCCACCGAGAUCAGCAGAAGCAGGAGGAGGAGGAGGAGAAGGACGGUGGGGGUGUCGGACACGACGGCGAAGAUGACUGUUGGGGCGACGCGGACGGGGACAGCAACGAGGGGGGUCUGGUGGCGGCGGAGGCCGAGAAGUGGGUCGGUGGGGUUGUGGUGGACAGAGCGCGCAGCCGGAGUUCCAUGUACCGCUCGGAGGAGGCGGUGUCAUUCCAGCAGCAGCAGCAACAGCAGCCGCGAUCGAGGGUGGCGAGUAGCGCGGUAGCAGCAGAAGCGGGCGGUCAUUCAGAAAUAGAGAAGACGGUGACCGAGGGUGAGACGGUGGCGGAGGGUGAUAAGGAGGCGCCGCCGGAACUCGUCGUCUCGGAAGACCAGGAGUCUGGGGGGCUGAAGCGCAGCACCUACGGGGAGUACAUCAGGGAGGCUGCCGGCGUCUGGCAGGUCGUGCUGAUUUUCUUCUCCAUGGCGGGAGGACAGGUGCUGGUGAUGGGGGUGACGGUUUGGCUGGCCAGGUGGUCGCGCCAGAGCGAGGAGGAGCAGGACCGGAGCCGGAACGUCAUCGUUCUCGCGCUUCUCACCGCAGCAGCCGUCGUGGUCUCCCUUUUCAGGGCCGUCCUAACCUUCUUCAGUCUUGUCAAGGCUUCGCACCGGCUGCACGAUCGAAUGCUCAAGCGGGUCGUCCGCGCCCCGGUCCUGUUCUUCGACUCCAAUCCCGUCGGCAGGAUCCUGAACCGCUUCACGAAGGACAUGCACUUCAUGGACGACCUCCUGCCAAUGACCCUGUACGACUUCAUCAUCUGCAGCUUCAUGGUGACGGGCGGCACGCUCAUCAUCUUCUUCGUCAACCCCUGGGUGGUUCUCAGCAUGGUCCCGGCCAUGUGGUACUUCCUGUAUCUGAUGAGUUUCUACAUGAAGACGAGCAGGGAAGCCAAGCGGCUGGAGGCGGUGACCCGUAGCCCGGUGUACUCCCAGCUGUCCGAGACGCUGGACGGCCUUGUCACCAUCCGAGCCUUCGGCAAGCAGGACCGGUUCCUGAGCCAGUUCACAGAACGGGUAAACAUGAACACGAGGGCCUACUUUGCGUGGGUGUACACCGCGCGGUGGCUAGGUUUCCGGAUGGACAUGGUGGUGAUCAUCGUUCUCACUGCUAGCUGCUUCUUCUCUGUCGCGGUGAACGAGUACAGUGAUUCCGUCGUCAGUUUCAGGUCGGUAUGGUUGAUUCAUCGGCGUCUGGAUUCACUACGUCAUUGCGGGAAAACGCUUCUCAGCUAA